Molecule: messenger RNA, 2519 nt
Organism: Ailuropoda melanoleuca (giant panda)
Lineage: Eukaryota; Metazoa; Chordata; Mammalia; Carnivora; Ursidae
Gene: KDELR3
Product: KDEL endoplasmic reticulum protein retention receptor 3
Biological process (GO): protein retention in ER lumen
Cellular component (GO): membrane
Molecular function (GO): ER lumen protein retrieval receptor activity
Source: RefSeq, a predicted model, not a curated record
CUCCUGGCCAUGAUCUUGCUCCUGAAGAUCUGGAGGUCCAAGUGCUGCUCCGGCAUCUCUGGGAAGAGCCAGAUCCUUUUCGCUCUCGUCUUCACCACCAGGUACCUGGACCUGUUCACCAGCUUCAUCUCCGUCUACAACACGGUCAUGAAGGUGGUUUUUCUCCUCUGUGCCUAUGUCACAGUGUACAUGAUCUAUGGGAAAUUUCGGAAAACAUUUGACAGUGAGAAUGACACAUUCCGCUUGGAGUUUCUUCUGGUCCCCGUCAUUGGCCUCUCCUUCCUUGAGAACUACAGUUUUACUCCCCUGGAGAUCCUCUGGACUUUCUCUAUCUACCUGGAAUCGGUGGCCAUCCUGCCCCAGCUCUUCAUGAUCAGUAAAACGGGAGAGGCUGAGACCAUUACUACUCACUACCUGUUCUUUCUGGGGCUCUACCGGGCCCUCUACCUGGCUAACUGGAUCAGGCGGUACCAGACGGAGAACUUCUAUGACCAGAUUGCAGUGGUGUCUGGGGUGGUACAAACCAUCUUCUACUGUGACUUCUUCUACUUGUACGUGACCAAAGUCCUUAAAGGAAAGAAGUUAAGUCUUCCAAUGCCAAUUUGAGGGCCCCAGAGAUGGUUCUAACACCUUAACAAGGACACUGAACAAACUAUUUGAAAUGUUCUCCUGGACUUCUACAGAGCUCGGGCCAAAUGUUAAAAUGAGAAAAAUGCUUAGUGUGAAUUUCAGCAAAGCACUGAUCAUUCUACCUAGAAGACGUUCUCACCAAUCUGUCCCUUAAAUUAUAGCAAUAGAAAACCUAGGCCAAUUAUACAAGCAUGGUGCCUCACAUCAACUGGGUAUCAAGGAAUCUUAGGUGCUUAACCCAUAUAUGGGUCAAACUAUUGCUCCCCAAAGUCCUAGUGUGAGCCUCAUGCUAAGGAACAAGUCAAUCCCAUCCGGAAAGAUGUCUGUGUAUAAGCCAAAUGCCCCUAAAGAGCAGACUUCGAGUACCAGAUGCGUGCGAUUUGAUGGUCUAUUCACUUUCCAGACCAAGUUGAGGGAGUGAUUGAUACAGAGGUGAUCUAGUCUUACAGGUGUACGUGUUACUUCACUUCUAACCUGCCUUUAAGCCACAAGCGAAAGCCAAGUUUAUCAGCUUUGGCUAGACUUAAGUAGUUUCCCGCCUCACCUUUAAAACAGACUUGGGUCUUGCUAUGGUUCACAGCAGCUGCACACAGUACUUUAACCCCAGUAACCUAGGCAGGUAUGAUGACCAUGACAACCAUUUACCAACGAGGAAACAAAUGCCUAAGCCUUCACCUACUAGGUGCCUGGCCUUGUUGCUUUGUGACUCAGAUUUUUCCAUUAAGACCGAUCAGUCCCACUUCCCUGUCACAUUUUUAGGUGCUAAGGUGAUUACUCAAUCCAACACCCCCCCCAAGCUUGGUCUUGAAGCAAAUAAAAACUAUUAAGAAAACUACUACUGGACUAGAAGAGUCAGAGUUUUCAAGCAAUAAAAAGUUCACACCUUAUUGUCAACAGUGUUUUAUUUAUACCUACAAAAGAAAACAAGAUGGUAUCAAAAGGACAAUUUACAAACUAAGAAUAGUAACAUAGCUCUUAGCAUCCUGUGCCUGAACAUCACACAUCUACAAUCUUUCAAGUCUUAACGCAACAGGAAUGUGUUCAGAGACCAGCAAGAACAUGAAUACAGCACUGAUCCCAAGCGAAAGCCACCAACCUUUUAGAUGAGAGAAGUCCACACAAUGAAUUGUUAGGGAGGAAUUGGGGAGAAGCAGCCCCGUAGCUUAGUAUUGAAAUCCUUUCCCUAAAUGAGUUUCAACCAUGACUGCAACAACUACCAUCCCAUGAGGACUCUUCUGCUCAUGUUCUGAAGCAAAGGCAGAACCUGAAUUAUGAGUGACAGAGAAGCGGAAAUUAUUCUAAAGCUAUAGAGGAAAAACUGCUAGAUUUCAAUUGUGCUCAGGCCACAAUAGCUUUCAAGACUUGGAAUAUGCUGUUGUUCUGAUUUAUGACAUCUCUGGCGGAAGAAGGGAAGCAAGCAGCAGACUAAAUACCACCUGCUUGCCCAGAGACCUUUCCCACAAAGGGAUGCUUUAAGACCCGCAAGAUAAAAGUAGGACACCCCUUGUGGUGGCACCUCUGUUUAAAAAACAAUCAAGAAUUUUGGUGUAGAAAGAAAUAUCUAUAAUGGACUGGUCAGUGCUUACACCAAAAAGUUAUUAUUUUUUUUUUGGCAGGGGGUGAGAGGGCACUUUGGUUUUUAAAGCACGGAGCAGUUUUGCCAAGUUUCCUGUGCCUACCAUCCUCCCUCAGCCUCAACUUCUAGAAGGGGAAAAAAGAACUGAAGUUUAGGAAGAAGAAAGUGUGUGUGGGGGGGGAGGGGGAGACGACACGUCAGAGUUCUCACAUGCGUCCGUGUCAGCUGAUGCCGACAACCUACCUGUAUGCCGCACAGUCAAGCACACUCUCAGAACCCUCAGAAACCAUCCCUUCUCUCUCCCUGAAGAAUU